Trypanosoma cruzi is the source of this 727-nucleotide messenger RNA. RefSeq lists its product as uncharacterized. NCBI's taxonomy places the organism in Eukaryota, Euglenozoa, Kinetoplastea, Trypanosomatida, Trypanosomatidae. The transcript has a single exon. The annotation marks the transcript as partial. The record is from RefSeq and is a predicted model, not a curated record.
UUUGCAGCCCCCUAUAGCCCCGUCUAGGGCCGAGAACGGAAGUGAACGGGCAACUCUGCAGCGGGAAUUAUUGGAAAAGAACGGCAUUAUUCUUGAUCUCCGCUUUGAGCGUGAGGCGCUGCAACUUAAGGUUGGACGUCUGGAGCGACACAUUGAGGAAAUAAUUCAGGUAGACUCAACCAACACAAAACGCACGGGAACUUCACAGCAACGGAGUCGUGCCGAGGCGUUGGAGUCUUUGGUUGAAAAUCUGAAGCUUGUUGUCGAGCGUCUUCAGAAGGAGAACAAUGCGCUGAAGUCGAAGACUGUAAGUAUGUCAAAGCACAUGGAUCUUGUGCGAGAGCUUCGUGAACUCCGGCGAAGUGAACAAAAACUCCGCGAGCAUUCGGAGAUGUUGACAAAGCGCCUCUUAGGCUCCGCACCUAGCGGAAGCGCCAUGUCAAAACAACAAGUGACACUCCAGCGGAGGCUGCAGACGGCCCAAGCGACCAUGGAGCAGUAUGAGGCGGAAAUGCUUGAACUAAAACAAAAGCUUGAUGAUCGCCAGCACGCAGUGGAAGGGAAGGAGUUCAUGCCGUCUGGGCAAAGGCAUCAGGAACAGUUGCCAGAGUGGGAAAAUCGCCGCUUGGUGCAGCCAAUUGAGACAUGGUCUCAAGACCUGCCGCCGCCUCUGCCCAGCCCGCCGGUGACGCUCACCGGGGAAGAUUCCUUUGGUUAUCUGAAAUAA